Messenger RNA from Rubroshorea leprosula, 1966 nucleotides. The record is from the annotation of a GenBank genome assembly. Lineage: Eukaryota; Viridiplantae; Streptophyta; Magnoliopsida; Malvales; Dipterocarpaceae.
CAAAACCCUAGAUUGCAAAUCUAGGGUUUUGUUUUUUCUUAGUGGGUUGGGGGUUGGUUGCAGGGCUAUUGUGUUUCUGAUUUUCAUCUGGGUCUUUAGAUUUCUUAGCAUUUUUGUUGUUCAGAGUGAGGGGUGCUCAUGGUUUCUUUCUUUGGAAGUGAUACUGCCCAACCUUUAAUGCUGUUUCUUGCUUCUGUGGUUCUACCAUUGAGGCUUCUUUGAUUCUUAUAUUUCCCUCAUUUAAUGAAAAACACCUUAAAAACCCUGUUAUGAAGCACUGUUGUGUUUGUUGUUGUUGUUGAAUAUCUAGUCUAGGGUUGAACGGGGACUUCUUUGAAUUUCCUUUUAAGCAGAGAUUUAGAGAUGUUUUUCCUGUUGUUGAAGGAUUUUCCCAUUUAAGAAGAAGAAAAAAAAAGGAUCUUUGUAGAACCCUUUUCUCAAAAUCUCCUUUUUCGUUUGCUUCAACCAUCAAUUUUUAAAUCUGCUCCACAUUUGGGUUAUAAAGGUGCAAUCUUUAGCUGCCAAGUAAUAGUCCGUCUUUUUUAUAUUAUUAAUUUAAACUAGGGAGUAAUUUCUUAUAAAUAUUAAAUGAAUGGAUGGGAGAGAAGCUAUGGCAUUAACAGGUGGCUCAACUCCUUAUUACAUUCAUAGAGGAGGAGUUGGUGGGUCUGGUUCUGCAUCUGCAACCCAUUCUGGUGCUGCAGCAUAUCAUGGCGCACCUGCAUUCAGGUCCUUGACCAAUCCGCAGCUUCAGGCUCAAUCGAAUGUAGGAUCACCAUUUUCAGUAGAACCUAACAGUGCCAGUGCCACUUUUCCUCAUGGCAUUAACAUGGGUGUGUCCUCUGGAGUGCCAUCUAGCGAGCCAGUAAAGAAGAAGAGAGGAAGACCCCGCAAAUAUGCUCCGGAAGGGCAGGUGUCCUUGGGGCUUUUGCCCAUGCCAACCAAGUCCAAGCCUUCAUCAGAAUCAGAUACGUCCGGGCAAAAACGAGGCAGAGGGAGGCCUCCUGGGUCUGGAAGGAAGCAGCAACUGUCACUUUUAGGUGAAUGGAUGAAUAAUUCAGCUGGCCUGGCUUUUUCUCCCCAUGUGAUCACCAUUGGAGUUGGAGAAGAUAUUGUAUCAAAAAUGUUGUCAUUUGCACAACAAAGGCCAAGGGCUGUCUGCAUCUUGUCUGGCAGUGGGACAGUUUCUUCGGUAACACUACGCCAGCCUGCAUCGACCACACCCACUGUCACAUAUGAGGUUUGUUUAGCUGUGGUAAUAACUAGUAAGGUUGAAGGGUCUAAGAUGAUGGAUGUGGAAAUAAUUGAGGAAUGGGGCUUUUUUGAGAUAUUAUGCUUGUCGGGUUCUUAUCUGGUGUCUGAGGAUGAGGGACCCCGCGGUCGAACUGGUGGUAUAAGUGUUUCUCUUUCAACUCCUGAUGGUCAUGUUAUGGGUGGUGGAGUCGCAAACCUGAUUGCCGCAAGUCCAGUUCAGCUGAUAGUAUGCAGCUUCGUCUAUGGAGGAUCUAAGAGCAAGAAUAAGCAACUAGCUAGUCCCAAAGAGAACAAGGACUCUGCACUGCAAGCCAGCAAUAAAUCAGCUACACCAAGUAGUGCACCUCCCACCCAACAUUACAAUCCGGCUGCAAUGAGUGCUUGGCCUGGUUCUCGGCCAGUUGACCUGAGAACUCCCCACACUGAUAUUGACUUGAUGCGAGGAUGAUCAUUUGCUGCAACAAACACAUGGCAGUUUUUGUACAUAUGUGUUGUUGUACAUGUACCUGGCGACCAUGGAAAUUCAAAUCCUCCCUGCCCGCCUGUAGGGGCAAGCAAUAGGGCUUGUGCUAACCUAGUGUGUAACUAUGACUAUGAGGUUAAUGUAAUUGAAGUUCCCCUGCUGUCUGGAGUGAGACACAAUAAUCCUUCCUAGCAGGAAAUUUCAGCCAUUGUUUUAAGAUAGUAUUGUUAAUCAAUUUCCUAAAUUAUA